UUCUUUCACUGCACGUUAUCUCCUCCCCGCAAACGCUUCGCUCUAAGAGAAACACAGAGCUAAGAGGAGGAGAGAAAACAAAUAAAAAUAAAAAUAAAACGAAACAUUUGUGUUGCAGUGGAAGCUUUGAUAAAAGAUUCGUAGAGAGUGAGCAAUAUAUAGAAAAUUAAUCAAAGGGAGAUGACCACGACAGGCUCACUAAUGAACAAUCUUUUGGGACUCCUUAGAAUCCGCAUCAAACGAGGCGUCAACCUCGCCGUCCGUGACAUCAAUAGCAGCGACCCUUACGUCGUUGUCAAAAUGGGCAAACAGAAAUUGAAGACUCGUGUUAUCAACAAAGACGUAAAUCCAGAAUGGAAUGAAGAUCUGACUCUCUCCGUCACAGACCCCACUCUUACCGUCCUCUUGACGGUGUACGACCACGACAUGUUUAGCAAGGACGACAAGAUGGGUGAUGCAGAGUUCGAGAUAAAGCCGUAUAUUGAGGCUUUAAAAAUGCACCUUGACGGUCUUCCUAGUGGAACCAUUGUCACCACGGUUCAGCCCUGUCGUCGCAACUGUCUAGCUGAGGAGUCUAAAGUCACUUGGGUCGACGGUAAGCUCGUUCAGGAUCUCGUUCUCAGAUUACGUCACGUUGAAUGUGGAGAGGUCGAGGCUCAGCUUCAGUGGAUUGACCUCCCUGGCUCCAAGGGUCUAUGAAUUACUUUUUCUUUAUUAAUCAUCUUUACUUUUUGAGAAUUAAAAGUCAAAAUCAAAAGUAAGAACAUACCCAUCUUGAAGUAGAAAACGCAUAUUAAUCCAUGCAUGAGAGUAUGAGGAUUAAGAGCGUUGAGUGAUGUUUUGUUCCCAAAUGGUGAUCGAGUCCUAUAUAUUGUCCAUGUAUAUUUGGUUAGCUAUGUGCCUCGAAUAAAUCCUUUGAUUGACACGAACAA
This is a messenger RNA of Brassica napus (rape), 932 nucleotides long. Its product is annotated as protein C2-DOMAIN ABA-RELATED 4-like. The coding region runs from base 181 to 699 and encodes 172 amino acids. The transcript is spliced from 3 exons. The record is from RefSeq and is a predicted model, not a curated record. Lineage: Eukaryota; Viridiplantae; Streptophyta; Magnoliopsida; Brassicales; Brassicaceae.